AUGUAUACACAUUGUCAUUGGACUCCGAUAGCGAUGCCUGAAAUGUGUGGACCAUUACUUGGUGAACAUGCGGGUCUUAUACAUGCUUGUUCUGACACCCUCAGGCAAUACUGUGAAAGCCUUUGGUACUCAGGGUUAGAAUAUAAACGCCCAACUCAUGAAGAAAUUUUGGCCAAGUGUGGAAUAUUAUUUUAUGGACAACCAAUACCAGCCAAUAUCCUUUAUGCAUUUUACUAUCAGUUAGAAAAUUUAUUUGCUAUGAGUAAGGUUAUUCAUUCCAUACGGACUGUAAUGGAUUGGUUGGAUGCAACAGAAAAUCAUGCAUCAAGAAUUUUAUCAAUUUAUGAAAUGAAUUCACAGUUGAAUCAUUUCGAAGAGACGUUAGCAGAUCAUUUAAAAGCACUGAAAUUAUGUGAUCGUUUAUUGGAUAAUUUGGGAUCUAUUUAUCAUCGAGUACGUCCACUUGCCAAAGGACAAACUGUAUUAGCUAGAGCUUUAACAGACUUUGAAUCGAAACAGAUGAAAUGUAAACUGAAUGCCAAUCACUUUUAUCGAAUCACAUCCAACCGAAAUCCUCAUGCAUGGCAGAUUAGUAAUCCUGGACACAUGACGCCAUCAUUAUUCCUUGAUGCUUCUACUGAAUAUGGAGAGAAAUUAAUGCUAAAACAACUCAAACAAUUAUUAAACUUUGAUUCAUAG
Messenger RNA from Heterobilharzia americana, 699 nucleotides. The record is from the annotation of a GenBank genome assembly. NCBI's taxonomy places the organism in Eukaryota, Metazoa, Platyhelminthes, Trematoda, Strigeidida, Schistosomatidae.